AUGUCCCUUGAUUUAUUGCACGUCACAUCGAGUGUGUCACGUAUCCUAGAAGCCGAUCGGAACCUGGCCACUCGGGUUCCAUUCAAGGCUGUUAGGUAUGAGGAUGUUGGGUCUGUGAAUACUGAGGAUUGGCUCGGUGAGCGGGAGCCUGAGAAGCUUGUUAGGGAUGCGCUUGAUGAUUUGAUUCGGUUGAUUGGAGGUCGUGUCGAGCUGAGAGAUUUGGAUCUUGUUGGUAUUCACGUUGGGAUUGAGCAGAAGCAGAAGCAGAGGGCUUUUUCUGCUGAGAUGGCGGCUGGGGAGGCUACUUUUGUGGGGCUUAACGGGGUUCUGUUCAAUACUUCUGGGGUUUAA
Penicillium nucicola is the source of this 351-nucleotide messenger RNA. RefSeq lists its product as uncharacterized. The coding region runs from base 1 to 351 and encodes 116 amino acids. The transcript is spliced from 2 exons. The record is from RefSeq and is a predicted model, not a curated record. NCBI's taxonomy places the organism in Eukaryota, Fungi, Ascomycota, Eurotiomycetes, Eurotiales, Aspergillaceae.